CAACAAGGGCAAAUCAUGAAGGACAGGAAGUGGAAUGAAGUCUCGCGGUAGUUGCUCGCAGCGCCCGAGCGGAUGGUGGCUGCCGUUUUUUUUGUUGCGAGAUUUGCUGCUGAUAUUUUCUAGUUAAUUGUUGGUGAGAUAAAGCACGGGGAGGAAACUGAAAGGGAAGGAGCUCGAAUUCUGUGGGGUGUCUUUUUUCUUCUUAAAAACCUCUGAAAUCUGGGAAAAAAAAAUGGCUUCGGGCGACACUUUAUACAUCGCGGCAGACGGCUCGGAGAUGCCGGCCGAGAUCGUGGAGCUUCACGAGAUCGAAGUGGAGACGAUCCCGGUGGAAACGAUCGAGACCACGGUGGUAGAAGGCGACGUGCACCAGCCCAUGAUCGCCCUGCAGCCCCUCAGCGACGACCCGAGCCAGGUCCACCAGGAGGUGAUCCUGGUGCAGACGCGGGAAGAGGUGGUCGGGGACGACGCCGAGCUGAGGGCCGAGGACGGUUACGAGGACCAGAUCCUGAUCCCGGUGCCGUCGGCGGGCGCCGAGGAGGAGUUCAUCGAACAGACUCUGGUGACGGCCGUCUCCGGCAAGAGCCGCAUCAAGAAAGGGGCCGGCAAGAAGGCCACCAAGAAGAGCUACCUGAACGAUGGGGGGCUGGACAGGACCGGCAGGAAAUGGGAGCAGAAGCAAGUGCAGAUCAAGACCCUGGAGGGGGAAUUUUCGGUGACAAUGUGGGCUUCGGAUGAUAAAAAAACUGAUAUUGACCAUGAAACUGUGGUGGAGGAACAGAUCAUUGGAGAAAAUUCUCCACCCGAUUACUCUGAAUACAUGACUGGGAAGAAACUUCCCCCUGGUGGGAUACCAGGCAUUGAUCUCUCUGACCCAAAGCAGCUGGCAGAAUUUGCAAGGAUGAAGCCAAGAAAGCAGAAAGAAGAUGAUGCACCUAGAACCAUAGCAUGUCCUCACAAAGGUUGCACGAAAAUGUUCAGAGAUAACUCUGCCAUGAGAAAGCAUUUGCAUACCCACGGCCCCCGAGUACAUGUGUGUGCCGAGUGUGGAAAAGCUUUUGUGGAGAGUUCAAAACUGAAGCGACAUCAACUUGUUCACACUGGUGAAAAACCGUUCCAGGUAAAGCCUGUUAAGUAUUGUCCGCUUUCCUCUAAUGCUAAUUGUCAGUAUAGAAUUUUAUGCAUUGAUGGAUAUGGUGUUUAGAAAUUGUGGUUUUGC
This is a messenger RNA of Rhincodon typus (whale shark), 1219 nucleotides long. RefSeq names its product transcriptional repressor protein YY1-like. The coding region runs from base 233 to 1204 and encodes 323 amino acids. Gene Ontology annotation, molecular function: DNA-binding transcription factor activity, RNA polymerase II-specific; RNA polymerase II cis-regulatory region sequence-specific DNA binding. Gene Ontology annotation, cellular component: transcription regulator complex; PcG protein complex. The transcript has 4 exons. Lineage: Eukaryota; Metazoa; Chordata; Chondrichthyes; Orectolobiformes; Rhincodontidae. Gene Ontology annotation, biological process: regulation of transcription by RNA polymerase II. The record is from RefSeq and is a predicted model, not a curated record.